Messenger RNA from Cynara cardunculus var. scolymus (artichoke), 600 nucleotides. Its product is annotated as acanthoscurrin-2-like. Bases 1 to 600 code for a protein of 199 amino acids. The transcript has a single exon. Lineage: Eukaryota; Viridiplantae; Streptophyta; Magnoliopsida; Asterales; Asteraceae. The record is from RefSeq and is a predicted model, not a curated record.
AUGUCAUCAAAAUAUCUCUAUUUUCUCAUCAUCGCCGCCGCCGCCCUUCUUUCCACCAUCUCCGGCAGGCCGCUAUCAGCGAAGGAGCUGGAAGCAAACGCUAAUUUAGGUGGAAGCUUCGGUAUUGGAGCCGGUGCCAACAUGGGUCAAGGCGGUCUUCUCGGCGGAGCUGUGCCGGGGAUGAACACCGGUGUCGCCGGCGGAAUUGGUGGCAGUAUUGGUACUGGUUUUGGCGGUCUACCCGGUGGCGUUGGUGGUCAAACUGGUGGAGUUGGUGGAGAUGGUGGAGGGCUUGGUCAAGGAUUUGGCGGUGGUGGGGUGUAUGGAGGUGGUGGUGCGAGAGGUGGUCAGGGAUUCGGAAGUGGUGGUGCAGCUGGUGGUAGUGGUGGAGAUCAAGGGUUUGGUGGGGGUGGUGGGUUGGGGCGUAGUAUUGGGAUUGGGGGCGGAAUUGGGGGCGAUACUGGAUUGGGCAACGCGGGAAUGGGUGCAGGUAUAGGUGGUCGGAUUGGUGGCGGUGGUCCAGGUGGGUUUGGUAACGGUGGUAUUGGUGGAGGAAGUAUGGAGGGGCAGGCGGAGACAUACGGCGGAGGGUUGCCGUGA